Messenger RNA from Sorex fumeus (smoky shrew), 1636 nucleotides. Its product is annotated as apolipoprotein L2-like. Gene Ontology annotation, biological process: lipid transport; lipoprotein metabolic process. The transcript has 4 exons. Bases 141 to 1031 code for a protein of 296 amino acids. NCBI's taxonomy places the organism in Eukaryota, Metazoa, Chordata, Mammalia, Eulipotyphla, Soricidae. Gene Ontology annotation, molecular function: lipid binding. The record is from RefSeq and is a predicted model, not a curated record. Gene Ontology annotation, cellular component: membrane; extracellular region.
CACAGGCAGUUGGCCCGAGGCUGCACCUGAGCGCCUGGAUCCAGAUCCCAACCGCUAAGAGCCCCUGGAUCCAAAUCCCAACCACCAAGAGACCCUGGGUGAAGCCUUGCCUCUGUCCACCCGGACACAGAUUGCAGAGUAUGGGGGAGCUGGGAUGCAGAGACCCUCAUGGCACCAUGGACCCAGAUAAUGACUCAGAGGGUGGCAACCUUUUCGAAGAUGCUUUCCAGUAUAUCCUGGACACAAUGAGCGAAGAAAAAUUGCUAUCCCUGAUAACAGAGGAUGAAGUCUUGGAGAAUCUUGAGGCUGAGAAGGAUUUUUCCAAGGAUGAGGGUCUUGGCAGUCCGAAAACAGAAAUGGAAGAAAAGGAAGACACAGAAAAUAAGGAGACAAUGCAAGAAAUGGACACCAUGGAAGGCAAAAGUGAAAACCAACAGGUUCAGGAGUUCAUGGAGAGGUUUUUGAAAGAGUUUCCUGAGGUGAAAAGCAAACUUGAGGGGCAAAUAGCACAGCUCCGGGCACUGGCAGACAAGGCCGACAAGGUACACAGAGACUGUACCAUCUCCAAUAUAGUGACCAACUCCGCCAACAUUGUGUCUGGCAUCCUGACCAUCAUUGGCAUGGGUCUGGCACCUGUGACGGCUGGGGCAAGUCUAGCAUUGUCAGCAACAGGGGUGGGACUGGGGAUGGCAUCUAAUGUGACAGGUGUGUGUACCGCCAUUGCGGAACACUCAAUCAAAUCCUCUAUAAAAACUAAAGCCAAUAAUUUGGAGUCAGUUAAAAUCAACACAGGGGAGAUAAUUAAGGAAGUUCUUCAGGAUGGUGCUCCAAAAGUUAUAUCUGUAGCAACUGGUUGUGCUAAAGAUGGAGAAAAGAUUAUGAAGAGCAUCAAUGCCAUCAAGUUGAUCCAAGCCAGCCCUAGGCUAGCAUCCCAAGUCACACGUUUCAUGAAUGCUGGGAAAGUAUCAAUCCAAAGUGGUGAUCAGGUGCAGAAAUUUUUUGAAGGCACGGUUCUGGCUAUGACCAAAUGAGCCCGUUUCAUGGGUGUGACCAUGGCAGGCAUCUCCAUUCUGACUGGUAUGGCCAGUCUUGUGAAAGAGUCAGUAGACUUGCAUAAGGGAUCAAAGACAAGUUCAUCUGAGAAAAUGAGGCAGGAUGCUCAGGAGUUGGAGAAGAAGUUGGAGGACCUCAUAGACUUUCAUGCAUAUCUGCUUGGUUCUGACUUUGUAACCCCAGAUGAGCAUGGGGAGCAGAGGCCCAUCCAGGAGAAAGGCAUGGAAACAACUUUUGGAGAAAAAAAGAGGGUGAGAUGAAGAUUAUAAAAUUGGUGUUAUGGCGUUUUGACAUUCAUGUCAAAGUAUGCAGAGACAGGCAAUGCGUAAGGAUGGUGAGUCAAAGACAAAUCAGGAACAUGGAAUCUGAAAUAAGGGAGGGGAGGAGGACUAGAGAGUGUAGGGUUAAUGGAGAAACUAUUUUGGACCAAGGAAGACUUCAGGGCAUGAAUAAAGAGGCUUGGAGAAUGCACCAGGAGGGGCGAACAAUAUGAAUGAGUUGAAAAUGGGGAGAAAAUUGGAGAGCAACAAUGCUUUGAGUAUGGAUUACAACAAAGGUGAUUCCUCUUUUGACGCUCCCCAUG